UAUUGUGCGUGGCGUGUCUCUGGUAUAUAGUAUUUUACGUAUCACCACAGACAUUCGUUUCGCUCUUGCUCUGCUCUUUGUUUAUUCCUUAGUUCUUGCUAUACGGAAUUAUGCCUGCUACCACUACCAGAGCGAGUAAACGAGUGAAAAGGCGAACGCAACCAACCCGACCCGGCCGUCCGCGACGAUCGUCCCGCUCCGGUCCACUCACGGCUCCCAGUACAUCGGUGAAUACCUUGCCGCAGUCAUUGUCCGCGCCAACUACUGCACCAACAACAGACAACACCUCUGCGGGGUCUACCAACCAUUUUACCCUCUCAGAAGCUACUCUUGCCCGAAUAAUUUCGGAAACAACGCAGGCGGUCAUGGCCAACCUCCAGUCACACACCAUCCCAUCUACACCGCCCGAGUUCUCGACGGAGACGCGUGAAUUGCCAGUGGUUGCUUCGGGUGUGUUGGGUACGGCAGACGCCACGAUGCAGGGGCCGGUGGCGUCUGCUUUACUCAAUAUAUCAGGUUUCGAAGUUCAAACGGCUAGCUCCGGUGGGCGUUCGGCCAACACCGACAGUCAUACCGCCUCACCUUCUCCCACACAAUUGGCCGCUAUUACCUCGCGGUUAAUUCAAUCUAGUUUGCAGCCUUCGUCAAUCCCUACCUAUCGCAGGGCAUGGAAACUCUACAAUCAGUUUUCUUCUGCAGUUUUUCAAUCUGCUUCAGUCAAACUGCCCAUAUCGCCUUCAGACUUGGGUUUAUUUAUCGCAUUCAUGUUUCAGCGCAAUUAUGCAGCCUCGACCGCGAAUACAUAUGUUUCUGCAUUAGGUUAUUGUCACCGUUUAACGGGCGUGCAUGACCCUACAAAGGUAUUUUGGGUUCUCGAAAUGUUGAAAGGAUAUGGUAAGCUUGGCUCCGGUGUUGAUGCACGCCUUCCAAUCACUAUUUCUAUCCUCCGCACAAUUUUACAACAGACUUCUCUCGUUGCAUCUAGUGAAUAUCGCGCACUUUUAUUUAGGGCAAUGUGUACGACAGCCUUUUUUGCCUUUUGCGGGUUGGUGAAAUAA
Molecule: messenger RNA, 1058 nt
Organism: Dendronephthya gigantea
Lineage: Eukaryota; Metazoa; Cnidaria; Anthozoa; Malacalcyonacea; Nephtheidae
Product: cell wall protein DAN4-like
Exons: 2
Coding region: 111-1058 (315 amino acids)
Source: RefSeq, a predicted model, not a curated record